AUACUGCAGCCAUGGGAUUUAGAGCCACAGCCCAGUUGCUCUUCCUCCUUUCUUUCUUUGCUUCUGGAAUUCAUCUCAAUCUCUCUGCCACAGACCCUGGUGAUGCGGCAGAACUCCAAUCCCUCAAGAGUCAUUGGCAAAAUACACCACCAAGCUGGGAUCAGACCGAUGAUCCAUGCGGAGCACCAUGGGUCGGAGUUACAUGCACCAAUUCAAGGAUCACUUCAUUGUCAUUACCAAGCAUGAGCCUCGCAGGGAAUCUAAGUGAUCGUAUUGGAGGACUAACCGAAUUGAGAUCCUUGGACCUGUCAUUUAAUCCAAACGUUACAGGAUCCCUCACUCCACGGUUAGGAGAUCUGAAAAACUUGAAAAUCCUAAUUCUUGCUGGCUGUGGCUUCAGUGGUAGUAUUCCAGAUGAGCUGGGCAAUCUUGCUGAGCUAUCCUUCUUGGCUCUCAACUCAAACAUUUUAUCUGGUAGAAUCCCCGCUUCGCUCGGUAAACUCUCCAAACUCUACUGGCUGGACCUUGCAGAAAAUCAAUUGACAGGAACAAUCCCAAUCUCCAAGAACUCCAGCCCAGGCUUGGACCAGCUACUAAAUGCUAAGCACUUCCAUUUCAAUAGAAACCAGCUUUCAGGCUUCAUUCCACGUGAACUUUUCAGCUCUGAUAUGAUGCUGAUACAUGUAUUGUUCGAUGGGAAUCGACUUGAAGGAGGAAUUCCUUCCACAUUAGGUCUAGUUAAGACUCUUGAGGUUCUUCGACUCAAUAGAAAUGCUUUUUCUGGGGAGGUUCCAAAAAAUCUGAACAACCUCACGAAUCUCAAUGAAUUGAAUUUAGCAAACAAUAAACUUAGGGGCCCUUUACCAGAUUUAACUAAAAUGGACUCCCUCAGUUACGUGGAUCUCAGUAACAAUUCCUUCGACUCUUCAGAAUCUUCUGAUUGGUUCUCAACCUUACCAUCUCUCACCACCUUAGUUAUAGAAAAUGGACCUCUUCAAGGGACUUUAACGCCAAAAGUCUUCAGCUUUCCCAAUAUACAGCAAGUGCUAUUGAGGAACAAUGCAUUCAAUGGCACCUUUGACCUGGAUGACAGCUUUAGUCCACAACUUCAACUCGUUGAUCUGCAGAACAACCAGAUUUCCGCCGUAACACUGUCAGCUGACUACAAAAACAAAUUAAUACUUGUGGGAAACCCUGUGUGCACUGGUCUCCCAAAUGUUAGUUUCUGUCAACCGUAGCAGAUGAUUUCAAUAUCUCCACAUGAGGAAGGAUAGCAAGCAUCUUGAUUCGUUUUUAUGCUAAAUUCGGUUGUUCAUAGCUGUACAAGCUUUCAGUUGACUCUUCGUUGUUUUGAAUUCUUUGAGUCCUUUGUUUCCAAUU
Messenger RNA from Populus nigra (black poplar), 1380 nucleotides. RefSeq names its product leucine-rich repeat receptor protein kinase HPCA1-like. The record is from RefSeq and is a predicted model, not a curated record. Gene Ontology annotation, molecular function: protein binding. The transcript has 14 exons. The coding region runs from base 12 to 1238 and encodes 408 amino acids. Lineage: Eukaryota; Viridiplantae; Streptophyta; Magnoliopsida; Malpighiales; Salicaceae.